Messenger RNA from Prorocentrum cordatum, 1485 nucleotides. The record is from the annotation of a GenBank genome assembly. NCBI's taxonomy places the organism in Eukaryota, Dinophyceae, Prorocentrales, Prorocentraceae.
CUCGUGAGGCAGGUUGGGACUCACAUGGCCUUCUCUUGGAGCACUGGUGGACCGCCAUUUCGCCGUUUUGGGGCAUCUUGGUGCCACCGUACUAUCUCUAAGUCCCAUCUGUGUCCGAGGACAAGAGGUCCGACAUGAAUCCACAUAAUGUCGGUUGUUUCUCAAGCCAGGUGGGCGUCUUGAAGUUGGCUAACACUAUCUCUGCUCGACCGGCCCUGUACAGCCAUGUCCGGCGCAGAAGUGACGGGCGUGUCGGCCUUUUACACGUUCCCGCCGGCGCCCGCGGCUCUCAUCGUUGACGUUUUCCUUCGGGAGAAGGGGUUCAGCGAGGCCGCGAUCAAGUCGGUGGAGAAGUACGUAGACCUACCCGCACUGGAGAACCGAGGUCCGCCCUGUAAGAAGAUGAAUCCCCAGGGCAGCAUUCCGUGGUUCGUGACCUCCGAUGGAUCCGUGGUGGCUGAGACUAUCGCAAUGUGCGAAUAUAUUGAAGAUGUCCAGCCCAAGCCGGCCCUCAUCGGCUCCUCCGCCGUUGAGCGUGGGGUGACUAGAAUGUGGCAACGACGCAUGGAGGAAAAUUUCUGCUCUCCGGCGACUUAUGCGCACAGGAACUACUGCCACAGCGAAGAUUGCCCCAGCGAUCAUGGCAUGAAAGAUUUCUACACAAAGCGCUUCAACGCUGAGCAAGGGUCGAAUCUGCUUUACUCGCACCCAGGGGCAUGGAAAGAUUUGGCUGCCUGGGCGCUUCACAGGCUCGCCUGGUUGGAGAAGGUGAAGCAGGAUGAGGCCCAGUCGCGAAUCGGAUCGACGCCUUCCGACUUCAUAUGUGGUGAUUCCUUGACCGUGGUUGAUGUCCAGGUGUAUGUAAACGUGUUCUAUUGGGACACGUUCGUCCCCGGACAGCACUUUUUCAAGAACCUGGAGGGGCAGAUACCGUGGGUCGAGGCUUGGUAUUCGCGAAUGCAUUCCCGUCCUGCGUUUGCCGCUGCGAGGGCGAGUGCGGGGUACAAGGAUUUCUCAGACAAGUCGGACAUGGAGCCAGCCACAAAGAUGCCGAAGACCGACGGCUAGCGCACGGCGUCCUUCACGGCGGUCUCGUGGAGCUGCACGCGGCGCGUGCUCUGACCAAGCCGGCAUUGUGUCCGAUAGGCUGAAUUUGCUCAAGCUCGUCGCCUUCCAGAUUUUCUACGACUUUGACCCGCCGACGCCGGUCAUGCUUCUGUAGUUGGGCUUUCGUCCACAGGCUUACCCAGACUGGUGCUGGGCGGCACCACGAUGAUCAGCGUCCAGGGGCCGCCAUUCCGCGGCCAGUUUUCAUGCACCACUUUUUUUGCGUCUAGGACGCCAGAAAGGGCUCCCCGUGGGACACAAUUUGACUCGACGGUCAUGGCCUGAUUGCGUGAGCUUCGGGUGACCAAAAAUGAGCAUACGUAGCAGUGUAUCUCUAUUGCAAAGGCCUUACGGCCAGUACCGCCAACCCUGUGUGCC